Drosophila serrata is the source of this 2801-nucleotide messenger RNA. RefSeq names its product Leucine-rich repeat-containing G protein-coupled receptor 1. Gene Ontology annotation, biological process: activation of adenylate cyclase activity; hormone-mediated signaling pathway; adenylate cyclase-activating G protein-coupled receptor signaling pathway. The record is from RefSeq and is a predicted model, not a curated record. Gene Ontology annotation, cellular component: plasma membrane. Gene Ontology annotation, molecular function: protein binding; G protein-coupled peptide receptor activity; protein-hormone receptor activity. Lineage: Eukaryota; Metazoa; Arthropoda; Insecta; Diptera; Drosophilidae.
UUGAGCUGCUCGGUCGUUGUCGCGCUCGGCAGGCAGUUCGUUCAUUUCCGUCGUUUCCGACCAUAGAGUUCCUACAGUUCCGGUGGUCGAGUGGCUUCCGCUUGGGCAUUAAUCCCUAACUGGUCUUCGGCGCAGGAACGCAACAAAUGAGGAAGCCAUAAUAAAAUAUAAACUCAAUUCCGGAUCGUUGGACAUUGCUGCUGACUGAGUUAAAUGGGGAGAAGGCGAACACAUUGGGUCCGGAAGGGGGACCGUCGGCCAGUAAAGACAGGCAUAAAGUGCUUGUCAAUUGGCUAUCUAUUACGGUUGCUCUUUGUUCAUCAUUUGCUGCUCGGAUCGUUUUGUGGUUCGCAUCGCGUAUACGCCAUGCUGGCCGCCGAGGGGCAAAGCGUCAGAAGUAACAGUCAUGACGUCCACCAUGGCUUCGAUGUACCCGGUAGACAACCCGUGUCAGACAACCAGGUCAGAGGCGCACCUAUAACCGUGAUAUUGCCGAAGGUCACCUCCCGGUGGAAAUGUUUCUGCUCGAAGACACCCAAUCAAAGCGAGGAGCUAGAGUGCCGUUGCGAAGGAGAUUCGCUUACCCGGGUGCCACAAACGUUGCAGCUGCCCAUCCAACGAUUGACGAUUGCGUCGGCGGGAUUGCCUCGCCUACGCAGCACAGGAUUGAAGGUCUAUGGGCCCACAUUGCUGGAUGUGGCUUUCACCGACUGUCUCAAGCUAGAACUGAUACAGGACGGCGCUUUUGCUAAUUUAACGAUGCUGCGCACAAUCUACAUUAGCAAUGCACCCAAGCUGACCUUUCUGUCAAAGGACGUCUUUGCCGGCAUUUCGGAAACUGUGGAAGUAAUACGCAUCAUAAACAGUGGGCUAACCAGAGUUCCGGACCUGGGCCACCUGCCACCACACAACAUUCUGCAAAUGAUAGAUCUCGAUAAUAAUCAAAUCACUCGAAUAGACACUAAAUCUAUAAACGUAAAGACUGCACAAUUAAUUUUGGCAAACAAUGACAUAAGCUACGUUGAUGACUCGGCUUUCUUUGGCUCGAAGAUAGCCAAACUCUCCUUGAAGGAUAACUGGAAGCUAACAGAGAUGCAUCCAGAAGCCUUUAAUGGUAUUAUAGAUAUAACUGAACUCGAUCUCUCCAGCACCUCGCUUGUUGGUCUGCCUUCAGUGGGACUUCAGACCAUUGAAGCUUUAUACAUAAUGAACACACACACCUUGAAAACCAUUCCUUCAAUUUACAACUUCAGGAAUCUACAGCGUGCCUAUCUCACGCACUCUUUCCAUUGCUGCGCCUUCCAGUUGCCAUCCCGGCAUGACCCCCGGCGCCAUGCCCUCCGGAUGCUGGAGAUUGAGAAAUGGCGGGAGCAAUGCAACAAAUGUAGCCGGAAGGAGAGAGCCCUUUUGGAUUACCUUGAAGCUCAGCCGGAGGAUUUUGGUAGUUUUGGUAGCACCGAACCGUCAAUGACAGAAAACACUCCCUUUCCCAUUGCGUCCAUUGAUUAUAUGGCCGAUUCAACCAAUUUGGGAUACUUUCAUGAACAAAUCACCAUUAAUCCGGAUGAUAAGCAGUCAGCCGAAUUUUGUGGCAACUUCACAUUCAGAAAACCAAAUAUUGAAUGCUAUCCCAUGCCCAAUGAUUUGAACCCCUGCGAGGAUGUCAUGGGUUACCAAUGGCUUCGCAUUUCUGUUUGGAUUGUGGUUGCUCUGUCCGCAGUGGGCAAUGUGGCGGUGUUAACAGUUAUUCUAUCAAUUAGACCCGAAUCAUCUCCAGUACCCCGUUUUCUCAUGUGCCAUUUGGCCUUUGCGGAUCUCUGUCUGGGUGUUUAUCUCCUGCUGGUGGCCUCCAUUGAUGCACAUUCAAUAGGAGAGUACUUCAACUACGCCUACGACUGGCAAUACGGUGGGUUUCUAGUUGUGGUUGUGUCUUUGAUUUAUUUUCCGAUUCCUAUUCACACAGGCCUGGGAUGCAAAGUUGCUGGAUUUUUGACCGUUUUUGCUAGUCAUUUGUCGGUAUUCACACUGACUGUGAUUACCAUAGAGCGUUGGCUGGCUAUAACGCAGGCCAUGUAUCUGAAUCAUCGUAUUAAGAUGCGACAGGCAGCUCUCAUAAUGCUGGGGGGAUGGCUUUACUCCAUGGUCAUGUCCUCUCUGCCGCUGUUUGGCAUCAGCAAUUAUUCGUCGACAAGCAUCUGCUUACCGAUGGAGAACCGAGAUGCAUUCGACACCAUGUAUCUGAUUGCAAUUCUGGGCUGCAACGGCGUGGCCUUCUCCAUCAUAGCCGUGUGCUAUGCACAGAUUUAUCUAUCGCUUGGUAGGGAGACGCGUCAGGCACACCAGAACAAUCCGGGCGAGUUGAGUGUAGCCAAGAAAAUGGCUCUGCUGGUUUUUACAAACUUUGCCUGCUGGUCUCCCAUUGCAUUUUUUGGACUCACAGCCCUGGCUGGCUUUCCCUUGAUUAACGUGACCAAGUCCAAAAUAUUGCUUGUAUUUUUUUAUCCGUUGAACUCAUGCGCGGAUCCCUACUUGUAUGCCAUACUGACGUCCCAGUAUCGACAGGACUUGCUUACCUUGUUGUCGAAAUUGGGUCUUUGCCGGCAGAAUGCGUUGAAUUACAACCACAGCUCCUCCGCACCGGCCACCACCCGUUUCACCAUCCAUCGGCAUAGCUCGCUCACCUGCAAGAUGCAGACAGUUUUAAAUGCAGAGGCACAAAAAAUGCUGAAGAAUGGCGAGGAUUAUAUUUAAGAACUGAAGCUUGGGUAUUCUAAAUACACCUCCUUCCCCCUGUUGUGAUA